GCUCACACUCCCGCCCCCAGUCUUGCCUGGUGCGGGGGAGCUGCGGCCAAAGCGGCAGAACCGAGGAGGGCAGGUCUGCACCUCUGCUUCCCUUGCCAGGAGUCACCACGAUGCCCAUACUGGAAAAAGUUCCCCAAAAGAUGGCAGCAAAAACUCCCAGCACUGAGGAGGAGCCUUUGCCCAAACUUCCAGUGCCCCCACUGCAGCAGACCCUCGCCACUUACCUGCGAUGCAUGCAUCAUCUGGUACCUGAGGAACAGUUUAGGAGGAGUCAAGCCAUCGUGCAGCAGUUUGGGGCCCCGGGUGGCCUUGGGGAGACCCUUCAGCAGAAGCUCCUGGAACGACAGAAGAAGACAGCCAAUUGGGUGUCUGAGUACUGGCUGAAUGACAUGUAUCUCAAUAACCGCCUGGCCUUGCCCGUGAACUCCAGCCCAGCCGUGAUCUUCGCCCAGCAGCACUUCCCAGACAUGAACGACCAGCUGAGGUUUGCAGCCAACCUCAUCUCUGGUGUGCUCCACUACAAGACCCUGCUGGACAGCCACUCCAUCCCCACCGACUGUGCCAAGGGCCAGCUGUCAGGGCAGCCACUCUGUAUGAAGCAAUACUAUGGGCUCUUCUCCUCCUACCGGCUCCCUGGCCACACCCAGGACACACUGGUGGCCCAGAAGAGCAGUGUCAUGCCCGAGCCAGAGCACGUCAUCGUGGCCUGCUGCAACCAGUUCUUUGUCUUGGAUGUUGUCAUUAAUUUCCGCCGUCUCAGUGAGGGGGAUCUGUUCACUCAGUUGAGAAAGAUAGUCAAAAUGGCUUCCAACGAGGAUGAACGCUUGCCUCCAAUCGGCCUGCUGACGUCAGAAGGGAGGAGCGAGUGGGCUGAGGCCAGGACAGUCCUCGUGAAAGACUCCACCAACCGGGACGCACUGGAUAUGAUUGAACGCUGCAUCUGUCUCGUGUGCCUGGAUGCCCCAGCGGGCGUGGAGCUCAGCGACACCAACAGGGCUCUUCAGCUCCUUCAUGGCGGAGGCUGCAGCAAGAACGGGGCGAACCGCUGGUAUGACAAAUCCCUGCAGUUCGUGGUGGGCCGCGAUGGCACAUGCGGCGUGGUGUGCGAGCACUCCCCAUUUGAUGGAAUCGUCCUGGUGCAGUGCACGGAGCACCUGCUCAAGCACAUGGUGAAGAGCAGCAAGAAGCUGGUCCGAGCAGACUCUGUCAGCGAGCUCCCGGCCCCCAGGAGGCUGCGUUGGAAGUGCUCCCCGGAAAUCCAAGGCCUCUUAGCCUCGUCAGCGGAAAAACUUCAACGCAUAGUAAAGAAUCUCGACUUCAUUGUGUAUAAGUUUGACGUCUUUGGGAAAACAUUCAUUAAGAAGCAGAAAUGCAGUCCUGAUGCUUUCAUCCAGGUGGCCCUCCAGCUGGCCUUCUACAGGCUCCACAGAAGACUCGUGGCCACCUACGAGAGCGCGUCCAUUCGCCGGUUCCAGGAGGGCCGUGUGGACAACAUUCGCUCGGCCACUCCAGAGGCGCUGAGUUUUGUGAAGGCCGUCACUGACCACAAGGCUGCCAUACCGGAUUCAGAAAAGCUGCUGCUUCUGAAAGAUGCCAUCCGAGCCCAGACCGAGUACACAGUCAUGGCCAUAACAGGGAUGGCCAUCGACAACCACUUGCUGGCGCUGCGUGAGCUAGCCCGGGACACGUGCAAGGAGCUGCCUGAGAUGUUCACAGAUGAAACGUACCUGACCAGCAACCGGUUUGUCCUCUCAACCAGCCAGGUGCCCACAACCAUGGAGAUGUUUUGCUGCUAUGGUCCUGUGGUGCCGGACGGCUACGGGGCCUGCUACAACCCUCAGCCAGAGAAUAUCCUUUUCUGCAUCUCCAGCUUUCAUGGCUGUAAGGAGACCUCUUCCUCCGAGUUUGCGAAAGCAGUGGAAGAAAGCCUCCUUGAAAUGAGGGACCUGUGCAGUCCGCCACAGUCUACAGGGGGCAAGCCACUGGCGCCUCAAGAAAAAGCAACAAGGCCCAUCCAGGGGCACCAACCUUGA
Messenger RNA from Enhydra lutris kenyoni (northern sea otter), 2033 nucleotides. RefSeq names its product choline O-acetyltransferase. Gene Ontology annotation, molecular function: choline O-acetyltransferase activity. The record is from RefSeq and is a predicted model, not a curated record. Lineage: Eukaryota; Metazoa; Chordata; Mammalia; Carnivora; Mustelidae. The transcript is spliced from 15 exons. The coding region runs from base 111 to 2033 and encodes 640 amino acids. Gene Ontology annotation, cellular component: cytoplasm; neuron projection. Gene Ontology annotation, biological process: acetylcholine biosynthetic process; neuromuscular synaptic transmission.